AUGGCACAAGGGAAUAUGAUUGAUGUCAGGACUAAGAAGUAUGACAGAACAGGUCCAAAGCCAAGGGAAUUUUCAUAUGAAUUCCUACAAUCAGUCCCUUUGUAUCUUAGGCAGAAUGAGAGAAGUUAUGCAGUUGCCCUGAAGAUUUCUCAUGUAACUCUUCAUAAUUUGAAGAAAAAGGGAAGGCUCAGAACACACACAAGCAGUAACAAGCUUGCUCUCACAUCAGACCACAAGGUUGCUAGAUUGAAAUGGGUGCUGUUACAUAUAAAUCCAAUCACAGUAGAUGAGGACCCCACUUUUGUUGACAUGAACCAUGUCAUACACAUAGAUGAGAAAUGGUUCUAUCUCAAUCCUGACAAGAGAAAAUUUUAUCUCCUUCCAAUGAAAGAGUUAGCAAAGAAAUCAAGCAAAAAUACACCAGCAGGCACAUGGGUAACCAAGGCACUCCAGAAUGUGAAUAGAGAGGUUAUUAGGGAGAUGUUGCUCACAAAGGUCAUACUAGCAAUUAAGUCUAAAUGGCCAGAAAGUCUGCCAAAAAAUGUCAUCAUUCAAUGGGACAAUGUAAGGCCUCACCAAGUUCUUAAGGAUGAAGAGUUUAUUGCAGCAACAACAUCAAAUGGGGUCAAUAUUCAACUUGUCUUCCAACCAGCACAGUCACCUGAUUUAAAUGUGUAG
Messenger RNA from Chenopodium quinoa (quinoa), 678 nucleotides. RefSeq lists its product as uncharacterized. The coding region runs from base 1 to 678 and encodes 225 amino acids. Gene Ontology annotation, molecular function: nucleic acid binding. Lineage: Eukaryota; Viridiplantae; Streptophyta; Magnoliopsida; Caryophyllales; Amaranthaceae. The record is from RefSeq and is a predicted model, not a curated record. The transcript has 2 exons.